ACAAAGCCGAGUGAAGCCUUGAUCUAUGAGCCAUUCGUCCGGGAUUAGCGGCAUCACUAGUUGCCCUUCCUCGUAGCCAGCACUCCACCCGGCCUCAUAACCUACGGGCGAUCUACGUGAAGCCCACGAUGUCCUCAUACUCCGAGUCGUCGAGUUACGGAGCACGCCGAUCAUUUGACAUUCCACACGAGGGGCACUUGCACAGGAGCAGCUCGUCUACGACUAUCCACGAUAGUCCUUCCCGGAAGUAUGGAGGAGUAAUAGGACAGCUCGCUACCUAUGGAACCUUGAAUGGACCGAGGGUCAAGCACGCGCUAGACUCCGACCUGGACCUGGCGGGGCUCGUCGAUGGAGAGCGGCUUGGGGACACAUUCGAGGGCUUGCCGGUGGAAGAGGAGCAGAUAAAGAAGUUUCCAAAAAAGCUGAGACCCUAUUAUGAGAACAUGUCCCGAAUAAGAGAUCACUAUCAGGAAGUCGAUGAACUAUUGUCCUCGGCUCUUCCUUCCACCAUCGCAGAAGCUUUCCGGCCCAAUCAGAUCACCGUUCGAGUGGAAGACGAUGCAGACUACACUUUCCCACAAAGGGGUCGUGGACACAGCGCGCCUGUGAUCAUCGUCCAGAAACACUCAGGAUCCGUCUCAGAGGUAAAAACAAAGCGAGGGAAUAGUCGAGAUCGAAGUCGGAGUCGCGCUCGGUCGGAACGGAUAGAACCGAUCGACCUGGCCGAGGAUGAACCCUUACUGCCGGCAUCGCAAGAGCGGGAAGAGAAGCGGGAGAAGAGGAACUCGCUGGCGCUCAACGUCAACUUUGGCGUCAACAUCAUCCUGCUCCUCGCCAAGGGGCUCGCAGUCCUCUCAUCAUCUUCGGUCUCAUUGGUCGCCUCUUUCGUCGAUGCCUUCCUGGAUUUCAUCUCAACCCUGAUCAUCUUCGUCUCGAACGUCGCUAUGGGACACAAAGGCGACCGACACAAGUAUCCCGCUGGGAAGAAACGCUUCGAACCUCUGGGAGUAUUAAUCUUCAGCGUGACUAUGAUAGCGUCGUUCGUGCAAGUCUUUAUCGAGUCAUUCCAGAGGGUGUUGGCCGCGCGAAAAGGCGACGUCGAGGUGGCAGAACUCAGUUGGUUUGGUAUAGGGACCAUGGUAGCUACGAUCGUCAUUAAAGGGAUCAUCUGGUUCUGGUGCUCAAGCAUGCCCUCCACAGCCAUUAGAGCUCUAGCACAGGAUGCAGAGAACGAUGUCUUCUUCAACAUUAUGUCUCUAGGAUUUCCAUGGCUUGGCGGGCUUCUCAAGUGGAAUCUCCUUGACCCGAUCGGCGGAAUGGUGUUGUCCUCUUACAUCAUUUGGCAAUGGUGUCUCACGCUUCAUGAAAAUUUCACAAAUCUGUCGGGAAAGGCCGCAGAUGGCGGCGAAGUGACCAGGAUUCUGUAUCUAGUAUCCCGAUUCAAGCCCGUCCUGCAGAUCUCGUACUGCGAAAUCUAUCAUAUCGGUGACGAGUUGAUCGCGGAAGUGGAUGUCGUACUACCGCAAACUUCCACGUUGCACUACGCACAUGAUGCAACGGAGACUCUGCAGGGUUUGAUCGAGAGCUUGGAGGGUGUCGCUCGCGCAUACGUACAUGCGGACUACUCGAGCGAGAAUCCUGCUCAACACAAAGUCGCGAGCAGUGAGGUCAAGAAGACGAAACCGGAGAAUGGCGUACGCCGAAUGUCGACGGUGGAAGAAACCAGAUAGAUAUGACUUUAUUGUAUUGUAACGAGGGUAUCGGAAUCUCUGUUAGAUAGUUGGCAUAGAUACGUAGGCGAUAUUAUAUUGUUUAGGGACCCCG
Messenger RNA from Filobasidium floriforme, 1824 nucleotides. Its product is annotated as cation efflux family-domain-containing protein. Gene Ontology annotation, cellular component: membrane. The transcript has 10 exons. Gene Ontology annotation, molecular function: monoatomic cation transmembrane transporter activity. NCBI's taxonomy places the organism in Eukaryota, Fungi, Basidiomycota, Tremellomycetes, Filobasidiales, Filobasidiaceae. The record is from RefSeq and is a predicted model, not a curated record. Bases 129 to 1730 code for a protein of 533 amino acids. Gene Ontology annotation, biological process: monoatomic cation transport; transmembrane transport.